AUGUCCAUCGACACCAAGCCUGUCCCGCCACCGCAGCAGCAUCAUCAUCCCAACGACCACCACCUUCUGGAGGAGGACGACGACUCUAUCAGCUCGUCCCCCAUGGGGGACGGCGAUGACAUGGCUCAUGCGCCCCCAGGCAGUCAUCCCCCUUCCGCUGGGGCUGCCAACAACGCCACCUCUCAGGACGGCCAGCAGCCCAAGCGGAAAGGUGGUCGCAAGCCUAUCUACGCCACAUCGGAGGAACGCAAGCAGAGGAACAGGCAGGCUCAGGCGGCCUUCCGAGAACGUCGAACCGAGUACAUCAAGCAGCUGGAGGAGACCAUUCGAGUCCACGAGACCAACCUCCACAGUCUGCAGACGGCCCACCGUAAUGCGGCGGACGAGUGCCUGAUGCUACGCUACAAGAACUCACUCCUCGAGCGUAUCCUGCUCGAGAAGGGCAUUGACGUCCAGUCCGAGCUGAACGCAAAGACUGGUGGCUCAGAUCUUGGGGCUACUCACAUGCCCCAGAACCUGGUCCAGCCGCCUCCAAUUCAGAGGGCGCUGAUCAACCGCCACCACCAUUCACGGCGCUCGAACUCGGGUAUUGCACCGAAGAGUGACCCUGCCCAUGGCAUCGGGCAAGGACACAUUACCUCUGCCUCGCCCAAAACGCGACCAACCCCGUCCUCACACUCCAAUUCUCCCACCAACCCGGUAUCUGGCUUCUCUCCAGCCGCCUCCGACAAUCUCUCGGUAAGGGGAGCGGCCCCUGGACUGCCACGGCCACAUAUCCAUGGGAUGCCUGUUUCUCAGCCGCAACAGCAUCAUCAGCCGCAGCAAACCCACCGUUCCCAGCCGCCACCACGACGGCCAGCUAUGCGCCAGACGCCAUCGGUAGGGAACGGUGCAGCAUAUUAUCCUACGCCAGGGUUCCAGACCCACUUGGAGCAGCUGGAACAAGAGUACGAUGCACCACCAGACGUGGCCGAGGAGUCUGACAUUGAGACACCGAGCGGCCCUGGUCCCUAUGCGGCAGGCAACUUUGCCAACGAAGGUCCCCAGUUGCUGUCCCCUGCGUCGAAUGGUCCAGGACACGUUCCACACCAGCACCACGAGCACCAACCGUCCUCGAUGAACGGCGGCCAGACCUACCCAUCCAUGACCUCGCUGCUCGAUCAUCAGAACAUGGACUGGGAUCCCUUCGGCCUGAGUGCCAGCAUGGCGUUCCCUUCACAAUCGUACCAGGUGGAUCCCAGCGUUCGCUGA
Emericellopsis atlantica is the source of this 1251-nucleotide messenger RNA. RefSeq names its product MEAB protein. The transcript is spliced from 3 exons. Bases 1 to 1251 code for a protein of 416 amino acids. Lineage: Eukaryota; Fungi; Ascomycota; Sordariomycetes; Hypocreales; Bionectriaceae. The record is from RefSeq and is a predicted model, not a curated record. Gene Ontology annotation, cellular component: RNA polymerase II transcription regulator complex. Gene Ontology annotation, molecular function: transcription cis-regulatory region binding; DNA-binding transcription activator activity, RNA polymerase II-specific.